Molecule: messenger RNA, 936 nt
Organism: Trametes versicolor FP-101664 SS1
Lineage: Eukaryota; Fungi; Basidiomycota; Agaricomycetes; Polyporales; Polyporaceae
Product: pyrroline-5-carboxylate reductase
Exons: 6
Coding region: 1-936 (311 amino acids)
Biological process (GO): L-proline biosynthetic process
Molecular function (GO): pyrroline-5-carboxylate reductase activity
Source: RefSeq, a predicted model, not a curated record
AUGGGCUACACUCUCUGCGUUUUAGGAUGCGGCACCAUGGGCAUCGCCGUCCUCUCCGGCGUCCUCGCCAGUCUUGACUCCAAGCCUACGUCUGCGCAUCACCCGAAGUGGGAGUCCCAUACCUCAGGCACCGUCACUCCCCAGGUACUCGAGGAUGAGUCGCUCCCAUCUCGUUUCAUCGCCUGCGUUAGCCGCGAGGAAUCUGCAAAGAAACUCAGCAGCACAUUCUUCCAUGCCGGCACGCUCGGACGGAGUGUCGAGAUCUCGUGUGCGCGCAAUGUUCAGGCCGUGCAGCAGGCUAAUGUCGUUCUGCUAGGAUGCAAGCCCCAGCUCGCGAGCACGAUCCUGAACGAGCCGGGGAUGAAGGAGGCCCUCGAGGGCAAGCUGCUCAUCAGCAUCCUCGCCGGUGUCACCAUCGCCCAGCUGCAGGCCAUGGUCGGGGCGUCCACCAAGGUCGUGCGUGCGAUGCCCAACACCCCGUGUAAAAUCCGCGAGGGCAUGACCGUAGUCAGCACGCUCCCGCCCUCGGACGCGCUCGAGCUCGAGCGGUCGAUCAUCCUCAACAUCUUCUCCUCCAUCGGCCGCUGCCGCUUCCUGGAGGAGAAGCAUUUCGACGCGUGCACAGCGCUCUCUGGCUCCGGCCCCGCCUUCGCCUGCAUCUUCCUGGAGGCCAUGGCUGACGGUGGGGUCAUGAUGGGCCUUCCCCGCGCCGAGGCCCUCGAGCUGGCCGCGCAGACGUUACAGGGUACCGCGCGCAUGACGCUCCAGGCGGGCACUCACCCUGCGCAACUGAAGGAUGCUGUCACUACCCCCGGUGGUUGCACGAUCGCCGGUUUGCUCGCGAUGGAAGACGGCCGGGUGCGCUCGACGAUCGCCCGCGCCAUACAGGUGGCCACGGAAAGGGCAAGCCAGCUCGGACAGCCAGCGAAAAAGUGA